GUGCUCUUUUAUAAAGUUUUAUAGGGAAAAGGAGCGGUCCAUAUAUAUGCUAAAAGCUUACUAUCUGAAAUUGGCAAUGAGGAAGCAAUAUUGAGUGGGGAAUGUUAAGAAUAUUCAGCAUUUGCAGUAGGAGCCAGCUGAGGGCCAGCAUCAAAAAUGGACUUGAAAGAAAGAAGCAGCUCCCAGUGGCAGGAAGUAUCUGGAGUGAGUAUCUUUUAAAAGCUAGAAGCACAGGAGCCCCUCUCUUCGUGGUAUAGGGUGUGCACGCGCGUGUGCCUGGAAGAUCUCAGAUCAGCCCAACACAAUGCAGAUGUGAGCUCCGUUUGAGAAUUAUGGAUUUCAAUAGCUUGACUUUCAUCAUGAGUUCCGAGUUAAAUGUCCCGGUAGACCCUCCUUCUUCUACCUGUUGUGCUGAGCCCACCGGCAAGGGCAUGGAUUACCGGGACUGGGUCCGUCGUAGUUACCUGGAGCUGGUCACCUCCAAUCAUCACUCUGUUCAGGCCCUUUCAUGGAGGAAAUUAUACUUGAGUCGAGCCAAGUUGAAAGCUUCCAGCCGGACCUCUGCCCUCCUCUCUGGAUUUGCCAUGGUGGCAAUGGUUGAAGUCCAGCUUGAGAUGCAGUACCAGUAUCCCCAAAUGCUGCUGAUUGCUUUUAGUGCUUGCACCACCAUUUUAGUUGCUGUGCAUCUCUUUGCUCUACUUAUCAGCACUUGCAUCUUGCCUAACGUGGAAGCAGUGAGUAACAUCCACAACCUGAACUCCAUCAGUGAGUCUCCCCACGAACGUAUGCAUCCAUACAUAGAGUUGGCAUGGGGGUUUUCCACUGUCUUGGGCAUCCUUCUCUUCCUUGCCGAGGUUGUCCUCCUAUGCUGGAUCAAAUUUCUGCCAGUGGACUCUGUGUUGAGAAAUGAUAGUACUGUUAUCCAGAAGACCAGCCAGCAUACAGGCUGGCAUGCAGCCCUCGUCUCUACUAUAAUUAUGGUUCCUGUGGGGAUCAUCUUCGUUGUCUUCACCAUCCAUUUCUACCGGUCGCUUGUCCGCCACAAAACAGAACGCCACAACCGAGAGAUUGAAGAGCUCCACAAACUGAAAGUGCAGCUAGAUGGGCAUGACAGGGGUUUGCAAGUUGUGUGACAAACAGAUGCUUUUUUGUUCCUAAAUUCAUGUUCAGCUGAGGGUUUUUUUAGCAGCAGAAGAAAGGCAUGAUAGGCUGUUUAGAAUUCUAUCUUUCUCUGAUGCCAAAAAUUUGGCUGCUUUUCAUUGAGGCCCAGAUCAACUUCCCUUUGGUUCUUCAUACUACAGCCAACAUAACCAUGUUUAUAAAAUUGAAGGCUACUUACAUUUGGGCAGUUAUUCUUUCCAUUUCCAUAACUUGAAAACGGUCUAUAUAGCUGGGUGGUUGUGAUGCAUUUUAAUUGCUGCAACUUGUAGUAUUUUUUGAGGAAAUGCAUGGAGUAAGGAAAAACUCUGUUUGCCACUGCUCUCUCUUACUGGCAAGGUUUACAAGCAUGACUUUGGGAGUGAGUUUGUACAUCAUCACAUGCAAAUAGACGCUAUGGAAAUUGUGAAAUGUGUCUGCUUUGCGAUUUCACACCCAGGAAGUAUUUCUGGAUUACCGACAAGGAUAGAUUCAGUUUGAGCCAAGAAUUUUUACUCUGCCUGCCUUUUUUUUCUUUGUUUAUUAUUUCAUAUUGCUUCUAUAAAGUAUUUUUUUCCCCAUUGAAAAAAGAAAAAACAGCUCUUAGCCCAGAAAUCCCCAUGUUUUUGGUUAAUGAGAAUUUUUGGGAAACUACUGCGAUACUUUUUUCUCUAAAUGCUAAUUAUAAAAGAAAGAUUUAAAAGAGGAAUAUACAGUAUGUUAAAUUUAGAAAUCUCUCUUGAUUGCACAACAGAAUUGUAUGCGUAAGGUUGUAAUUUUAAAACAUCACAGCCCUGGUGACACAAUUUGUUACGUUGCAGAAGGCCUCCAAGCUGAUACCAUUCUCCAAUAUCAGAAGACAGCUGGAAUGUGAAGUACAAAUUCUGAUUGAUGUGCAAAGUUAUUUUAUGAUAUAGAAAUACUGUAGUAGUGUCAUGAUGUGGAUAGUAUUUGGAAAAGGCCUUUUUGCAAGUCCAAGAAUCCUUGUUCAAACCACAGUUCUGUAUGUUCAAAGAAUUCUAGCUCAGCAAAAUGUGGAUUAUUUCAUUUAGCUCUAUUUAGUUUGGGAAAAUUAAAUUUUACCUUAUGCAUUUUAAUUUAAUAAUAAGAGUUGAUCCUAUGAAUAAACAGGUAUCUUUAAAAACAUGUGCCCUACUAUUUACAUGAGACAUCAGUGUCCUAUUUCACAGAUCUUACAGUAUGUAUAAUCAAAAAUUACUGUAUUUUGCAAAUAAGAGAAUAAUUGUAUGAUGAAUUACAAAUACAUUUCCCCAAACUUUUUUCUUAUGCAAAAUUAGGGAUACUUUGAAAAGGAAAAA
Molecule: messenger RNA, 2456 nt
Organism: Pantherophis guttatus
Lineage: Eukaryota; Metazoa; Chordata; Lepidosauria; Squamata; Colubridae
Gene: ORAI2
Product: ORAI calcium release-activated calcium modulator 2
Biological process (GO): store-operated calcium entry
Cellular component (GO): membrane
Molecular function (GO): store-operated calcium channel activity
Source: RefSeq, a predicted model, not a curated record